AUGGUUCCUCCAGUCAGUCGCAUUAACUUGAGUCGCCGGCGCUCACGGUCUCCGCUUGGCAUCUCCGGAAGAUCUCUACGGGGCGGUCACAACAAUGUGUCUCUCCGUCAUUUCAGAGGAAAUGAUCUCUACACUGAGUACCGGCCCAAGUUUAGAGAGGAGUCUCUCAACAAUGGUACCAGACGAGACUUUGGACCACGGCGUUACGGGGCAUCUCAGAAUGAUGGAGGCUAUAUUCAGUCCGCCAUGUGGACUGGGAGACGGUCAUCCACGGAUUUCGAUGCAGAGCCAAAACGACUUCACCGGCACAGGGCUCUAAGUCCACUUCCUCUAAACCCUCUUACCGAUCGGUACUCUGUUGACUUCCGAGUCGCGAAUAUUGGUCGUGGGUGUUACGAGGAACGGAGCCGUGGACGUGAGUCUGUGAUAGAAAGAGAGCGCCGUUACGAUCCGAGGGGUGAUUACCAACAAUAUCGCAGCGAACGGCAGCAACCUUACGAAGAGCUACCAGUCCAUGGAAGUCGACAGGGCGGCCGCUCGUAUGACAGAGAUGCUUGGCGGUCUGAUCGUAUGCCGACACACCGAAACGCACCUGUCGUAGUGUCCCCACAUCCUCGUCAAAAAUCCCGGUACAACAUUUCUCCCCCGCAAAGAUACGAACGACCCUCCGCCUUCGGUGCACGUGAUGUUAGGGGUGGUAGUGGUGGUGGUCGUGGUGCUAACGGGACCAAUGCAAAGGCCUCCACCACGUCACUGAUAAUAAUCGUUCAACCUUAUUACACCCCUCCUGAUGAAUGUGACAGUAACUGUUUGCAUGGUGGUUCAAAUGAAGCUCCCACUGUAGCUCCUUUGGAUAAGGCAUGGUGA
Molecule: messenger RNA, 867 nt
Organism: Echinococcus granulosus
Lineage: Eukaryota; Metazoa; Platyhelminthes; Cestoda; Cyclophyllidea; Taeniidae
Exons: 4
Coding region: 1-867 (288 amino acids)
Source: RefSeq, a predicted model, not a curated record